Messenger RNA from Malassezia pachydermatis, 381 nucleotides. RefSeq names its product prefoldin subunit 1. Bases 1 to 381 code for a protein of 126 amino acids. Gene Ontology annotation, biological process: protein folding. Gene Ontology annotation, cellular component: prefoldin complex; cytoplasm. Gene Ontology annotation, molecular function: protein folding chaperone. The transcript has 4 exons. The record is from RefSeq and is a predicted model, not a curated record. Lineage: Eukaryota; Fungi; Basidiomycota; Malasseziomycetes; Malasseziales; Malasseziaceae.
AUGGCAACUGCAAAAGAAGAUUCUAUCCCUGUGCUCUUAAAUUCUGUACAAAUGCGUUUGUCGUCGUCACAGCGACAGCUCAGCAUUGUGCGCGCACAAAUGUCCAACCGUAUUCGCGAGGCUAAAAUGCAGGAACUUACGAUCGAGCAACUGAAAGGCCUAGGCAAUGAAACCCGUGUAUACAAGGCAGUGGGGAAAAUGUUUAUGCGCGAAGACUUUGACGACGUCUUAGCAGAGGCCUAUCGCAAGCGCGACCAGGCAAUGGAAGAGACACAAAUGCUCGAAAAGAAAAGCUCGUUCUAUGAGAAAGAAGCAACAGAAGCCAAAUCACACCUAACGGACCUUGUCAAGUCCAUCGAAAAAGCCAGCACACCACCUUGA